AUGGCCGCUGGCACUCAGCCGCUCGUCUAUCUUAAAACUGAGAAUUGCCGUGCUUUUAUCAGCUUGCUGAAGUCUGUUCAUUUCAGAGAUGUAUGGUCGCAUAAUUUUACGCGCUUAUGCGGAUUAGUUAGCCACACUCUUUGUCUCAAAGAAUGGUCUAAAGGUAACCGUGGAGGACGCCAAGUGCGUCCAAGGCAGCGCUUUCUUACAAGCAGACCUUUUUGAGGAAUUCCAAAUUUCUCAGUCAAUAAUUGCUUUCAAGAUAAAUCUAAAUAUUCUUUUGGUGAGGCAUUUUGAUUCCUAGUCAUAAUAUGCGCUCUUUUAGGACUGUUUAUCCGUAUUUGGUACAUUUAACCAGGCCUCCCUUACAUCCGCUAUCUUAACGUACAAGCAGCACGGAGAUACACUGGACUUACUGUACGCGAGCCCUCGUCUUCUUUAUGCACUUAUCAGUUUAGAGGAUAAUGGAGUUGUGGCGGAGUGUAAUAUAAAGACAAUGGACGCCCUUCAGAUCCUGGAUUUCGACUUCUCAAGCAGCAAAAUAACCAGUAAAAUCAUCAUAAAGGUAUGAUUAUGCGUCCACCAUUCUGUUACUUAAGUGUGGCAUCAAAAAUUACUGCCACUUAUUCUGCUGCGUGGUCUUUGUGUCUAUGUGGUCCGUAACACUAAGUUCUGAACCGUUGGCUGUUAAAUAGACCCCAUGUUUGAUACAGGAUGAGAUUUAUUCAUGAACUAGAGCUCGCUUUUAAAGUACAACGACCCAUGGACAAAUUGAUGCGUCUGUAUAAUCCAAACGUUUCCGUGUUUUUAAUUUUACUCACUUGAAUUAAAUUAUGUCUGAUUAUUUAUGUAGGGUUUAUUAACUGCCGACAAACACAUUGUGUACAUACUACAUAUGCGAAUGAGGCUGUCCAUAGACGUUUGUUAUAUCGCCUAACCUUAAUAAGACAAGGCAAUCCUGCGUGUACGUCGCAUCUUGUCAAAAAGCUUGGCGCCGGUGAUUGGCUGUUGUAAAGAGUCGGACUCAUUGCCAUGUCAUUGAUUAUCAUAAAUGCCACCAACGGUCUUGUUUUCAAACCAGCCUGUCACCCGCCUCUUGCACAGCGUUAGCAAAACGAGGUGGUGGAAAUAAAUUAAGGAAGGUUGGACGGAAGUCGGGAAUUGCCGAGCCGUGGCAGUGUUAGAGGUAGCACACGAGGAUCACUGCCUAUGUUUGGACACCAUCCUUGAGGUCAUUGUUUCCGACAGUCCGUACCUCCGGUAGAAGCGAAGAGGCGAGCUCCAGGAAGCACUUCAGACGAAGGAGAUGCGAUUGUUGGGACAUGAAUUUUGUUCGCCCGACAUUUUGGGUCCUCACUCAAACCCACCGUCAGAGACAGUGGCAGAUGGGGGGGUGAUUGACUCACGAGGGACGCAGUAUUUAUAGGAUGCAGCUGUCAUUCAACCGCAUGCAACUCAUCAUACCUAGCAGCUUCCACAUUCAUCAUCAGGGGGUCGUGUCGCCGUGUGGUAGCUAUUAUAAUAGGUAUGUUGUUGCACAGCGGGUGCAUCCUAUAAACACUGCGGUCCUCGCGUGUCCAUCACCCGUAUCUGCCACAGUCUCGGAUGAUGAGUUCGAGCGAGAUUCCAAACUUCAGGCGAAUAAAAUUCUUGUUCCAGUAAUCGUCCAGCCUCCUGAGCCCGUAAUUCCGUCGCCGGACAAACGUUUUGCCGUGCACAUAAACGGUCGUACGCUUGUGGUGUAGGGUGUCUGAGUCAUACUCGUUGUGUCACUUGGAUAGCAGAGACCAUGACAGCUAGUUUGUCAUUUCUGUUUGUUAUUCUGCCCUAAUUCUUUAACAGACAACCAAUUCACAAACAUUUUACCCAACCCUAGCAUAUGAUGUGGUUCAGAAGAUCUCAACAGGUCUCCGAUGAUCGUUGCGGAGGAAUUCCGUCUUUACGACAGUUGUGAUUGUGGACUUUUUCCCAUAAAUACCCAGACCAUUAUGUAGCGAUGGACAUUUGAAUUUGACAGCAUCGCCGCGAAAAAAAAUUCUCGAAAGCAAAGACGUUUUGGCGAAGGCUUUAUCACUCAGCCAAUCUCAAGUCCAUCACUUUUUUCUACGGAGCCCAAAUGUUAUAUGCGAUUUCAUAAAGACUACACAAAAUGACUUGCAACGAAUGUUAGUAUCUUGUCUACGUCUAUGCAACUGUUGCUACAAUGGUUUAGAAGAAGGAAUAAAGUCCAGAGGAGAUGGAGCCUCUAACGAUUUUCUCCACUGAUCAGCGGGCCACAUAACCGAGUCGCUCACAGUGAUGAUUUUUCAUCAGUCGACCAACGGAAGCAGCAGUACUGUGUGGCAGCAGCAUCUAUCAAACGACCCGAGUUAAUGCAGGCCAGUAGCGCAUGAUGAAAACGCUGGAAUGGCUCUACGAAAGCCUCAUGCACUCGUAUUUUUUUCAAAAUUACAUUGGAUCUGGCCACGAGACUACCUGCACCACGAAAACAACGAAGCAUGCAAUGUGCAAAUCGCAUGCUACACUUUGUUGCCUCUUAGACCUGUUCCUCUGAAGUUGGGACAUCUAGAUUUGGCCAUCCUUUCUUAUGAGGCAAUUGAGCGACAUUGCUCCUGUUCUGCGACGCGAACUCAGUUGCUACAACCACUGGAACGCGUUGAAUCAUUCAUGAAUUGCACCGGGACAACUCUUGCGAAUUUCAGUUCGGCAGUUCGUCUUCCUCCAGGCUUUUCACCCUACAGAGACUUCAUCUGACAGUUUGAGUUCGGGUAUCAGUGGACGGCUUACACUUGCAGCCAGAGAGUAGAGUCAUACCGGGACCGCUGCGGCAAAGAUCCCACUGGAGACAGCUGGAAUGGCGGUCUGAGCAAGUCGGCAAGACAUUUGCCAGCACGGCUGGCACCAAUUUAGUGAGGGUACUGAGAGACCUUUAUUCGUCUCAGCCAUUUGUCCAAUUAAUUUCCCACCAGAUGUUUACAUCACCAUUAACGAGGACAUCUAACUUCGUGGCUGUCUUCAGUCGGAGCUACUUUCGUGUGGGUCCUGCAGGGCGCGUUGUCUGACGACGCCGGUGACUUUGCGCUCCGGGGCGACAGUGGUGAUAAUCGGAAACCUACCCAAUGCCACUUUCCUAGUCUUUGGGAGCAGCUGACUAUCAUGACUGGCUAGACAAAAACGACGCACUUCUUUGAUCACCGAAAUCUUUGAGCUAUUUGAUCUUCGGGGUCGUCCUAAAGCGCAUUCACAGUGAAAAUCCCAAGAGCAUGUCAUUCAACGUCUUACCGAAUUGGGUGACGAUUGAGGGUCGCAACUGUGGGGCGACUAGGUGCGGUAAGCGGGAAUAUUGCCUUGAUGACAACUAGUCCAUUCCCAUCACAAACAAGAUGUGGCCCAGUGAUAACGAACCCACCGAGAACAUGACGUGUGUUUAGAUUGCCGUUACUAAUACGCCCGUCACAGUCUCCUGCUACGAUCUCAAAGGAAAUAGAUCUCAGCCAUUUGUCCAAUUAAUUUCCCACCAGAUGUUUACAUCACUAUUAACGAGGACAUCUAACUUCGUGGCUGUCUUCAGUCGGAGCUACUUUCGUGUGGGUCCUGCAGGGCGCGUUGUCUGACGACACCGGUGAUUUUGCACCCCGGGGCGGCAGGGGUGAUAAUCCGAAACCUACUCAAUGCCACUUUCCUAGUCUUUGGGAGCAACUGACCGGCUAGACAAAAACGACGCACUUCUUUGAUCACCGAAAUCUUUGUGCUAUUUGAUCUUCGGGGUCGUCCUGAAGCGUAUUCGCAGUGAAAAUCCCAAGGGCAUGUCAUUCAACGUAUUACUGAAUUGGGUGGCGGUUGAGGGUCGAAACUGUGGGCGACUAGGUGCUGGUCUUCCAGCUAGUUAAGUGUGGUGAGCGGGAAUAUUUCAUUAAUGACAACUAGUCCAUUCCCAUCACAAACAAGAUGUGGCCCAGUGAUAACGAACCCACCGAGAACAUGACGUGUGUUUAGAUUGCCGUUACUAAUACGCCCGUCACAGUCUCCUGCUACCAUCUCAAAGGAAAUAGAUCUCAUCGCCUUGGUCGUAGUGCGCAUCCACGUUUGACAAUGUCGCUGUCGACACCAACUAUAAUUACGCUGACAAUUGCCCCUUCUGGCCGUAUGGCCGAGACACAUUAUCAUGGCAUGAACACUUUGGUUGCAUUUUAUGGCAGCUGAAUUAAAAGUUGUCAGAUGUGAGAGGUACGCGCCCAUGGUUAGCAUGCAUCCAGUCUUUAGAAGACGAAGACGCGAUCACUGGAACAAGAAAUUUAUUGGCCUGACGUUUCGGACCCUCACUCGAAUCCAGCAUCUGGGACAGUCGCAGAUAAGGGUAAUGAUGGCACAAGGAGUGCGGUAUUUAUAGCACGUGGCUGCCACGGGACCAUAUGCGCCCUGUAAUUAACAGCUCUCGCAAUCACCACUGGGGUCGUAAUUGAUGCGAUAGUGACUUGUCAGCCCGCGUCCGAGUCCUUAAUUGCCGCGAUUUCGCCAUCCGUCUUGGAUGCUGGUGUGACGAUUUCUCGGCAGAUUGGCCCAUUCUCUUGUCUACUCACGCCUCUCUUACUGUUUUUUUCCAGUCAGAUUGCAUGCGAGAGGCCUUUUCGGAGUUGGAUGUGACGAGCGAGGUCCUCGAGGUCACCGUCAUUCCUCCACCGCUGCCCCAGCCGCGUCUGCGCCUAACCACCUACGGCUACACCGGCACCGUGCACUACGACUUUCCGCGGGACUCGGACCCCGUAGAGGUGUUUGAGUGCUCCACUCCGGACGCCCUGGUGGCCCGCUACCGACUCACUCUCCUGCGUCCCGCCACAAAUCGGGCGUUGGCACUCUCCUCGCGUGUCUGUAUUCGCAUGAAUGAGCGUGGCUUCCUGUCUCUGCAGUACAUGAUCACCUCCCUCCAUUCCAAUGACUCGCAGGCGUCCUUUGUGGAAUUCUUUGUAAGUCAUCGACUCUUUGCCGACUAACCUAGACUUGCGAUAUCGUUCCGCCCGUAGAUGUAUUGGCCUUCCUUUCGGCAUGCCUGAUUUGUUUGUAGGCGUUGAUAUGGGUAAUAAACCCUGCGGACACCUGUUUGUUACCUGAAAAAUGCGUUCUUCCUACCAACAGAACCCGACUCCUAAAGGGAUUAUCUGCAUAUACUCCUCCCAGAAUCUGAGGCUUAUAUGUUUUCCUAUAGAGAUUACAGUUUUCUCGGUAAACCACUCUUGUAAUACUGUCGGAUCUGAUCGUUUCAUUGGAGGCGCAACCCCUGUUGUGACCCAUGCCAUGGCCUAUCGCUUGCGAGGUACAAUCAGUGACCGAUCUCGUGAAAUGUUAACCGGAAUUCUGAAAUUUGUCUUCGACUAGGGAGGAUUACUUGAGUUAGGUCCUACUAUUGAUCCUCUCGUGACAUGAUCCCAUGACAUCUCAAACAUGCCAGGACUAUGGCUUUUGAAUGCACUUCGGCUGCCGUGCAAUCUCCACUCAAAUUGCGUCCUAUCCACCCAGUUGUUAAUGCACCUCAUGAAGUAUAAACCGCAGUCCAAAUCAUUUGCAAAACUUUAUGAGUCCUGUUUUGUAACUUCUUAAUGGCAUAAAGGAAUGAAUGGUUUUCCCCACACGGAAAAAGUGCAGCUUAUAGACUGAAAACCCUUAACAGAUGCAACGACAGGUCAGGCUAAAAACUAUUUGUAAGUCGAGAAUUUUAAGACCGAAGGACGCCCUUUCCCCGAAUAUAAGAUUCGAAGAAGUAAUUUUCUAAAAAAUGAGUACAAAAAGAAUAUUUUUGUUAAUGUCUUCCAUAAAGUCUAUUUGAAUUGAUUAGGACUCCGAAAACCAACGGGAAAAUGCAUACUAGUUAAGUAGUCAGCGUUUGCCGUGUGCGAUUUUUUCAAGCGACCGAAGAGAAGUGCAUUCGAAAGCCAACAUUCUGGCGUGUCUGAAAUAUCAUGGGAUUAUGCUGCACUAUAAUCAUUAUUACAACCCCAUUUAACUAAAUCUCCCUAAUCGAAAACGUAGUUCAGAGUUCCGGUUAACAAUUCAGGAUAUCGGUCACUGACUGUAGUUUGGGGACUUUGCUUCAGUUCUAGCCAAUUGGUUCCACCUGAAGACGCCCUGGAGGCGGCUGUUGACCGUGUGGGGACAACAAAUGGCUUGGCAACAGUUUAGGUGGACGUUCAACGGGGCAGUUCUUUUGUCGAAAGGCUGUUAACCGGUCGGAUUACAGGAUCCGCUUGUCCUGUUUCCCUUUUGGACUCGACCUAGAGCCCCAGGAACAGAGGAAGGUUGCUGACGACGGCAUGGGAGCCUGAAAGGACUAUUUCCGGCUUAUUAGCCAUAAUCGGCCGGCCAUGCCCAACCCCAGGUUUGAAUGACCCGGGAUUCGAGCUCGGGUCCUUCGGUCAUUGAGUAGAACGCUCAACCACUGGGUCGCGGACCAGUUGUCUUGCCGCUUGCGAUCGGAAAUGGUAACUUUAGAAGAUGAAGAUGCGAUCACUGGGACAAGAAGUUUAUUUGCCUGACGUUUCGGAUUCUCACACGAAUCCAUCAUCAGAGACAUUCGCAGAUAGAGGUCUUUGAAAGGCCUUCAUCGAUCAGGUUACAGGACCCGAGCGUGUCUUUUCGAUCUCAUGUAGUCAGAUUUGCGGCUGAGCCCUAACAAGUUCAUGAUUAGCUUUUGGCACCACACAUCGCGCUGGAAUAUAGUACUGUGCUGGCUCAACGCCCUUGGCUCAGUGUAUAGUUUAAUUUCUAGAUCGGCCGGCACUUGAAUGCUAAGUUACCAGAUGUCUUCUGAGGUGUCGUUGCCGGCUGGUCGUAAAUGCCAGAUUUCUCAGGAUAGCAAAAUCCUCAAACGUUUCAUUCUUAUUACAAGACCCUCUUAUUGUGCAAUAUAGAAGGACUCAUCCCGUAGAUGCGUCGUAUCUCCUAGCCUUGGCCCUCCAGUAGUUUGCAACGACAAGGUCAGUCGCCUGGAAACGUCGACCGUCAGAAGUUCAUCUUGGAGGACCUCUUUUUGCACGUCGUUGGUGUCCAACUUGGGGGGGGGGGGGACAUACUCCAACAACUGUUACGUUUACAACAGGAAUAUGCAAAAGUGCAGUCCCCAGCGAACACGGUUUCCAGCGUGUGACUAGAGUUUUGGCCUAAUUUCCCGGAACGAUUGUAGCGUCGUGUCCACCUCUGUUGUCACUGACAGCGCUGUCGUGGUGCUUAACGUUUCUCUCAGCGCCUGACACUUUAAUACUGUUUGAGUCCUAAUCUCUAACGGAGACGGAGGCCGGCAGUUCCGAUGUGGUACUGCGCCACCGAAGGUAUGGGUUAGCUCUGCACUGCCGCUACUACAAAAAUUCCCACGUCCCAGCAUAUGAUUCGCAGUUUUGCCUUUUAAGCUUUUCAUUUCGUCUUGACUUGAUUGACCAAUUCAGACUAGUCUUCGUAAUUUGAAUUUUGAGCUCGAUACCUAAAUUGGAAUUGACAUUUGGUUUGCAUCCUAUCAAGUUCUGUGGAUCACCUGCGCCAUACUAAAAUUGGCAGCGGCCAGCCAGCGGUGUGUACAUAUACAUUGAGAUUGAUUCGUCAUGCUCUCAGCACGGAUAAUAGCUAAAAACCCAGGCACGCAUUUCGCCGACUUUGUGCCGUUGCAUGAUGCGCCGCCAUCUUUUUUUCCUCCGAAAAGGCCAUUCUGCGGAUUGACAGAGACCUAGAUGCGCCGGUUCCCGUGAACACCGUAGUAUGAAUCGAAAGUCGUGGUGAUAAAACUUCCGUGAAAUGUUGAUUCAAAGACUUCAUCAAAGUUGGGUUCCUUGGUCUCCAACUCGACCUUUCGGCUGGAUGCCCAGCCUGCAGGCUAAUUUAUUCAUCGACGGCUCAUGUUCGUCCCAUCACAGUGCUGGCGGCCCAUGCUGUAAUUAGACCGCGCCAUUUUAUAGGGCUACCGGUUUGCUAUACUCUAAUCCCCCACAUCCUGUUUGCGCUGUUACCGCUGGUUCGCGGUUCUUUAUUCGCCAAGUGUAAGUCUGAUUUUCUUUCGCAUAUUCAUAUCAACUUGCGGAUCGAGCCUGAAAGGUAUGUUUCGAAGGAUUUAGUGUAGGUUCGCGCAUUACUUUCAUCGGAAACCAAACAAGGCAGUUACAAUGUUCAUCACCCGUAGGUAUCUCGGGUAGCCAACAGCUACACCACCACAUAUGCCUUAUCUACCCCGUGUUCACCCUGUCAUUUCAGAAUCAGGCCCAGUAAGGAUAGCACUGUGUCCCCACCUAGCCUUUUUUCCCAGGACAUUCCUACUUAUUUCAUUUACGUAGGCAUGUUAUGUCAGAUUACGGUCGCGUUCAACUUUACGAAUAGAGUUACGGUCAUAAUAAAGGCUGGGGUUGGGUUUAAAGUUAGGGUUAGGAAUGGGAUCGGAACUAGGAGCAAGGUUAAGGCUGGAGUCAAGUUUUCCUUUCACUUAUCGUUUUAGCCAUUUUGGCCAUCAUUAAUCAAUAACCACAGCUUACCUUCUUUUCCGCCCCUUCACGUCCACUAAAUUCGCAUCUUUCAAAUCGCGCGGCAUCUUGUUGGAUUAAUGAGGCAAACAUAUGACGGGACUGCGAGUUUUCUCCAUGCCCUCCAUCUGCCCCAUCCUUACUAACAUCCUUCUCACAUAACGGAAAUUCUGCUCAAUUUUUCGGGUGGCGCCACAUACGCUAUCGUUGCCUCGAGUCCGAAAAGCCCUGUUUCGAGUUCCGCCAUCAAUUAUCUACGUUAUCUACCAUUAUCUACAUUAAGGUUAUUCGGGUCCCCAAGAGUUGUCUUUGCCCACCCUUCUGAUUCCGGGAGCUUGCUUCUCUUGUCUAUCUUUCUAGUGUGUUCCCGACGUGGACGAUACAGACGACCAUCGGAACACUGAUGACAUCGUCUCCGGUGACAUCUCGCCCUAG
Spirometra erinaceieuropaei is the source of this 8927-nucleotide messenger RNA. The record is from the annotation of a GenBank genome assembly. NCBI's taxonomy places the organism in Eukaryota, Metazoa, Platyhelminthes, Cestoda, Diphyllobothriidea, Diphyllobothriidae.